Molecule: messenger RNA, 777 nt
Organism: Sorghum bicolor (sorghum)
Lineage: Eukaryota; Viridiplantae; Streptophyta; Magnoliopsida; Poales; Poaceae
Product: putative nuclease HARBI1
Exons: 2
Coding region: 1-777 (258 amino acids)
Source: RefSeq, a predicted model, not a curated record
AUGGACAGAUUAGCUGCCGACAUCCUAAAACCUGUUGACCCUACAUUUAGUACAAUGCAUGACAGACUUAGAAGCCCUAGGUUCUAUCCCUACUUCAAGGACUGCAUAGGCGCAAUUGAUGGAACCCAUAUACCAUUAACUGUGCCUAGUAAUUUAUUUGUCCAGUACUUGAACCGCAAGGGUAGAACCACACAGAAUGUCUUAGCUGUCUGUGACUUCGACAUGAGGUUCAGUUUUGUCCUUGCUGGAUGGCCUGGAUCUGCUCAUGAUAUGAGAGUCUUCAAUGAUGCAACAUCAACUUUUGGUGAUCAGUUCCCCCAUCCACCUCCAGGGAAAUAUUACCUUGUUGAUUCCGGGUACCCAAACCGGCUUGGUUAUCUAGCCCCAUACAAGGGAACCAAGUACCAUAUGCAAGAGUACAGAAACGUCGGCCCUCAAGGUAAAGAAGAAAUCUUCAACUAUACGCAUUCAUCUCUUAGGAAUGUCGUAGAGAGGGCAUUUGGUGUUAUGAAAAUGAAGUGGCGUAUGUUACGUGAUGUUCCCCCAUACUCCACCGUAAAGCAAAGCAUGAUAAUAUGCUCUUGUAUGGCACUACACAAUUUCAUGAGGACUAGUGGAGUGCAUGACAGGCACUUUGAGCAGCUCAAUAGGGAUGCUAACUAUGUGCCACCAGAGGCAUUUGAGUUCCAGCCGGAUCCUGAGGUCGUGGAGGAUGAGUGGAAUGUGAUGAAUCAGUUUCGUGAUUCAAUCGCCACUGCGUUGUGCACUGGUGUUUGA